GAGCAGCAUCAAGUGGGAUUGUCUCGGACCACGGGCCCUAUGCAGCCUUCUGUCCCAGCGGGCUCCAGCAGUGUGGUCACAGGCACGAGCUCCGGGGGUCCCUUUCUGGGAAACCAGUCACAAGCAGCCCUCAUGAAGCAGAUGCUGAUUGAGCAGAGAGCCCAGCUGCACGUGAUAGAGCAGCAGAAACAGUUUCUCCGAGAGCAAAGGCAGCAGCAGCAGCAGAUCCUCGCGGAGCAGCAGUUGCAGCAGCAGUCACAUUUGCCUCGGCAGCAUCUGCAGCAACAGCGGAGCCCAUAUCCAGUGCAACAGGUCAAUCAGUUCCAAGGUUCUCCCCAGGAUAUAGCAGCUGUGAGAAACCAAGCAGCGCUUCAGAGCAUGAGGACAUCCCGAAUGAUGGCCCAGAACGCGAGCAUGAUGGCAAUGGGUCCCUCGCAGAACCCGAGCACACUGCCCACGACCGCAGGCCAGUCAGACAUGGGCAUGGCUCCAUACAGCAACGCCUCUUCCAGCCAGCCGGGAAUGUACAGUAUGAGCACAGGGAUGAGCCAAAUGUUGCAGCACCCAAACCAAAGCGGCGUGAACAUGGCACAUAACGCAGGCCAGGGAACGAGGCAGGCUGCCUCUGGACAAGCGGUGGGAAUGGUCAGCAAUUUUGGUCAGAACAUGCUGGUAAAUUCUGCUCUUCCCCAGCAUCAGCAGCAGAUGAAAGGACCAGUGGGCCAGGUCUUACCCAGGCCACAAGCACCACGGCUUCAAAACCUGAUGGGGACUGUCCCUCAAGGAACACAGAACUGGCAGCAGCGAGGCUUACAAGGCAUACCUGGAAGGACUAGCAGUGAAAUGGGACCCUUCAAUAACGGCACAACGUACCCGAUGCAGUCUGGGCAGCCACGGCUGUCCAAGCAACACUUCCCACAGGGGCUUAAUCAGACAGUUGUGGACACGAGUGGGACAGUAAGAGCCCUGAACCCAGCGAUGGGGAGACAGUUGCUGCAACCACUGCCUGGGCAACAAGGAGCCAGCCAGGCCAGGCCAAUGGUGAUGCAGGCAAUAAGCCAAGGGGUCCCCACGAUGUCUGGCUUUAGCCAGCCUCCAACGCAGCAAAUGCCAGGUGGUAACUUUGCUCAGAGCAGCCAAGGCCAGGCCUAUGAGAGGAAUCCCACUCAGGACAUAUCUUACAACUACAGUAAUGAAGGAGCAGGGGGGUCAUUCUCGAGUUUAGCAGAAGGCGCAGACCUUGUGGACUCCAUCAUUAAGAGUGGACCAGGGGAUGAGUGGAUACAAGAACUUGAUGAGUUGUUUGGAAACCCCCAGUGAAUGGGCUUGUAUAGUCUGGAGCUUUGGUUGUUACGUUUGAAAACAGAAAAGAGAGAGAGCUGGAUGUUCUCC
Messenger RNA from Pterocles gutturalis (yellow-throated sandgrouse), 1392 nucleotides. RefSeq names its product mastermind-like protein 3. Gene Ontology annotation, molecular function: transcription coactivator activity. The record is from RefSeq and is a predicted model, not a curated record. NCBI's taxonomy places the organism in Eukaryota, Metazoa, Chordata, Aves, Pterocliformes, Pteroclidae. The transcript is spliced from 3 exons. The annotation marks the transcript as partial. Gene Ontology annotation, biological process: positive regulation of transcription of Notch receptor target. Gene Ontology annotation, cellular component: nucleoplasm.